CAAGGAAGAUGUAAAGAAAGAAGACAAGUGAAAUUGAAAAGAAAAAAGAAAACACUUGGAAACGUGUUUCACACGUAGGUUUCAGAAUACAGUUUGUCUGCAAUAUAAAUUUACAAAGCGUGUAAAUAGAUUUGUAAGUAAAUUUUUGUUCGAGUGAAAUUUUACCCGACCCUGGGCUCUAAAUAACAAUUGUGCGAGACGAAUAAGGUGAACGUCGAAGGUCACACGUGAAUCAUGUGUUUUUACUCAGCGUUCGAAAAUAUCGAAUUCUUUCCGAGAGAGAUCAUUUACUACGAAUAAUUACGACACGCUCCUCAAAAUGAUUCGCGACUGCUGUCAAGUUGACCGUGUGUUUGAUUAAUAAAUGUAUACUUUCGAUUUGUUUCAAUACUUCCAUCGAUCUUCAGAGAUGUUGGAGAUUAUACUGCAAACUUAACACGAAUCGUAUGUCGAUGUAAACAGAAUCGGCUUUCCUUCUUUAUAGCAAUUUUCAAUAUAGAAGGCGAUCUUUUUUUUUUUUGUUUUUCCCCCCUUCUUUUUCUUUUUAUGUGUAAUACAUCAAACGAAAGAGAUUCACCUCGAAAAUGAAUUCGCGACUCAUUAAAAAUCUAGAGAUCUUAGAACUUCAAAUGGCAGUAUCAACGAGGCUUGAUCAGUCGACUUUUAGCACACAAAUUGAUUUCUCAUCAUCUUGCAAAAAUUUCAUAUUUCAACAACGAGAGGGCCGCCCUGAAAUUUCUGGACAUAUUUCACAAAAUGAAAUAGCAUGGUUUCGAGCCUUAAUUGCUCGGGAUGGCCUCAACACAUCCAGCAGAGAGACAGAGUUAGACAUUAUUACUUCGAAUAAUCCUCAGGACUUGCGACAAACUCUCAGAAAUAAAACUCACCGUCGUGAGCCAAUGUAUGUAACUGAAUCUUUAUUCGAAAUUUUUGUUCUUGCCUCGAGCUAACAAUUAAAAAUUUCGCUCAUUGCGAGUUUACACUCACGUGUGUCGUUCGAAUGACGAAUGUAUAAUUUCUCUGCCGAUUCUGUCUCAGGUGCAGGCACACAACGCGAAAGCAACUCAGUUUCCUUAUCAUCGGCAAGCACGUUUGGAGGAAUGAUUAAAAAGGAGACGAGAGAAAAUGAUAGAGAAGACAGCACGCCCCUGGACGCGCAAACAUCGCACGCCGGGCGUUUCUACUGAUAUCAUCCUCUGUCCAUCGCGGCUCUGUUUCUGUUAUGCCACUUGCACUUGAGGAUCCUCACGUAUGUUCGUCGGAACGCUGCGUUGCACAGGGCGUAACACAUUGGAUUCACAGUACUAUUGAUGUAACAAAGGUAAUAGAAAAAGUCCCAUAGCUCCUGCGGUAUGUACCAGGAGCAGGCUGUGAUGGAUUUAAUUAGAACGAGAAUGUUGUACGGUGUCCAGGUGAUGAUGAACGCCAGCAAGAUGGCCGACAACGUUUUCGCCGCCUUUCGAUCGGCCUUCUUCUCCUGCAGCUUCUUCUUCUUCUUGUUCGCCGUCUUGUUCGCAGCCGGUUUGCUCGCCAACGCUUUCGGGAUGUUCUUCGUGUUCAGGGGGAUCCUUAUGUCGGGUAUGUGAGACGGUCUCCUGGUGAUCAACGACGGGCUCACCGUCUCCUCGUGAUACAUUUUUAUGCUCGGCCCCUCCGUGUAUUUUCCCACGCCGCCGGUGUCCCGUGUCGGCAGCCGGAUCAGAAUCGUGUACACCUAAUUUGAAACAUUGUCGUACAUUUCAUAUAUAUAUAUAUAUUGUAUAUACAGGCAUAUUAUAUAUAGAGGCUGA
Heterotrigona itama is the source of this 1790-nucleotide messenger RNA. The record is from the annotation of a GenBank genome assembly. Lineage: Eukaryota; Metazoa; Arthropoda; Insecta; Hymenoptera; Apidae.